GAGCAGAUAUCAAAUGGAUCAGCUUUAAACAUUUGUGUUCAGUGUUUAUACUUUUUAUUUGUGUUAAGCUACUGUGAAAGAUUGCCUGCUGCAGUGUCAGUAGCAAUAUUGUACUUGUUACAUGAAGAUGCUUUUCACUUGGUCUCGAUUGCUGCCUAAAUAUCUGGCCACUUUUGUGCUUUUUGUUGGCCUUGCAAGCCCAACUGAACCUAUUUUAAGUAUACACCGUGCUGGAAGAACAGAAGUAUUUGAAGAAAGCUCUUUGUUGAACUCUAGUUUUGAUUCUAUGACAAUUCCUAAUGUGCCAAUUGAACAAGAACUAGGAACAGAAACGAGUGAAAAUGUCAUGAAAAGUGCCAAUUCUACUUUGCUAGAUUACUCUCGGUUUGAAGCUACAGUCUUAGCUUUAUUAAGUGCUGGCCUUGUUGGAAUGAGUGGAAUAUUUCCAUUGAUUAUUCUCCCAAAAAUCAACGGUGGUUUAAACAAAAAAGAUGGGUCAGUUCAGUUACAACGCUUGUUAAGUUUUGCAGUUGGUGGUUUACUUGGUGAUGUUUUCCUUCAUCUUCUACCUGAAUCAUGGGAUCAAUUAAACAACAACAGCGGUUCACACACACAUUGGCCAGCAGUUGGCAAUGGUUUAUGGGUGUUAAUUGGCCUCAUCAGCUUCUGCCUCCUUGAAAAACUUUUCCCCGAUGACAAACCAGAAAUGAGUGAUGAUCUGACAGUUUCGGAACAUACUGACAUAAGUUCGUGCGCUGAAACAACUUACAAGCAAUAUUCAAACGGCUUUAAUCAAAAUGAGAACAAUAACUUACGGCAAGUUAAUGGUACGUCCAAUGGUCAUGCUUGCCAUCAAACAUCAAAACAGAAUGGCAGUAAAAAUACAAAGCAUUAUGAAACAAACAAAGAGCGAAGCAGUUCAACACAAAUCAAAACAAGUGGAUAUUUAAACCUAUUAGCAAACUGUGUGGAUAACUUUACACACGGGUUAGCAGUUGGCGGAAGUUAUCUCGUCAGUAGACGUGUUGGUGUUUUAACCACGCUUGCAAUUCUACUGCAUGAAAUACCACACGAGGUCGGCGAUUUCGCAAUUCUGCUGCGAGCUGGCUUUGAUCGCUGGCAAGCGGCUAAACUGCAGAUUCUCACAGCAGCUGGUGGAUUACUAGGAGCAGCCGUUGCUUUGUUGGCAGAAUCUGCGAAGAGUGCAGGUGAUAGAGUGUCUUGGAUUCUUCCGUUUACAUCUGGAGGAUUUAUUUACAUUGCACUUUGCACUUGUGUUCCUGAUUUACUCAAGGAAAAAUCUCCCAGGGAAUCUUGUAUUCAAAUUCUCUAUAUUAUCCUUGCUAUUGUCACCAUGCACUUAGUGAGUUACGUUGGCUGAUGUAAAGAAAAUAGCCGACAAUUCAUUGGAUUGGUUCUAUCUAUGCAAUUCUGGUUCUGUUUGAAGUGAUGGUAGUAUAAGAAGUGUUGUAACUGUAUUAUCAUGCCAAAUGAUAUUAUUCCGAGUGUGUAGUAGAGAUACAUCAUGCUUGCCAUCCUCUGUAGCAGUCUAAGCAAUAUGAGAAUACUUUAUGUCAAGACUGCAGUAACUUUUAUAUUUUCUUAAUCGAACUAGGAAGCAAACUGCGUGAAUGCUGCCCACACAACGUUGCAGCUAACGGUAUUGCUAUUUUGUGCAAAGUCUUGUAUUACCCAUGAACUUGAUUGACCUAUCUGUUUCCUAUGUUCAGUAGACGCAACACGCAAUUUGCGUCCACGGUUCAAUGCAUGUCGUUCAACCGUAGAAAUGGCUGAUAAAACAGCUCCUUCUCCACUGUAAGAGUCUGUAUUUCAUACUUAAUAUCUGCAGUGCCUUGUCUGAACUCGUUAGUUCAAAAUGCAUGAAAUUAUAUUAUAUUGUCCGUAGGAAUUUGACAUGACGUUUAACAAAUAUUUCAUUGUAUGCAGUCGCGUUUUAAAUAAUGUAAAUAUUUCUGUCCACAAAUCUUGAUUUUAAACAAUUUUAUUAUUAUUGUUACGGCGUAUAUUCGUUUGUAUAAAAUUGGUAACAUACGUAGAUGAUCAAACUGUAUGACUUGAACACACAGUACUUCUUUUUAACUUUACUUUAGGCUUAGAGUAAAUAGAAGAACAAAUAAAUUUAAGACUACUUAUUGCCAAAAGAAUUCUCGUUUUACUUAGUUUAACAAGCAUUUUAUGUGCGUGGUAACAACGCUGUAAUAAAACGAACGUUUGGUUUUAUAACUUAGUGCGUUUCAUAAACUACUCGUGUGCAAUAUUCUCAUUGCUUUGGCUGCGUUAAUAUAUUUAUUCAACUUAAUUAUUUCGGAGAACCAUUUUUAUAGAUCAGAACUUUAUAAAUUAUACUGUUUUUACAGUAAAAAUCCGCCUUAAUUCUUUUUAAUUUAACCCCAGAUUUGGUUUUUGUAAAUUGUUUUCAUUGAUCAUCAUAUUUGCUAUUGUUUUAAUCUUGUUUUUUUUUCAUCGUGGUGAUAGCGUAUGCAGAAGUGUGGGGAAAUAAAAUAUUUUAAAAGCGUACA
Molecule: messenger RNA, 2540 nt
Organism: Ciona intestinalis (vase tunicate)
Lineage: Eukaryota; Metazoa; Chordata; Ascidiacea; Phlebobranchia; Cionidae
Source: RefSeq, a predicted model, not a curated record